UCGCGCAAUAGUUAGAGUGCAAGCUAAUGCAGUUGCGAAUCGUCCGUUACGUUAUUGUUUAUCAACAAAUAAAGUGUACACAUCAAAUCAGCAUAGUAAAUAAUAUCACCGAGUAUAGAAAAAACAUUAUAGUUAAAGAAUAAAGUGUGGAUGGCAGUAAAGAAACCUUCGAAAGGAAUGAAUCGAAAGAUUGGCUUCGGCAUCUGUGCGCAGUCUGCUGCAGUUUGAAUUUCAAAACAUUGAGAUCCGCCAACUGUUGGGUACUGACUGUAACUGACUUUCAGCUUACACGUAAAAUCAUAACUUCUUUAAAUUGAGUCAAUAAUAAAAAUACAACAAAAUGGAGCCAGAAGUUUUACAAAGUGUUUUGGAGGAAUCCGGAAUUCAAGUAGACAUGAAAAAUUUACAAAAUCCUACAGAGGAAUUUAUGAUAUAUUUAAUCACAGAAUACUUGAGUAAAUAUCAUUUGGAUGUAAAUCAAAUUGCAAAGCCUACAUUGGAGCAACUUGAGUGUCUAUUAAGUCCAGAUUCUCCAUGGGAGGUAAUCAAAGUAAUCAAUUUAUUUUCUGCUCUUUCAUCAUUUUGCAAUGAAAUAUUUUUGGUUGAUCUUUGUCUUACAGAUAUCACUAGUCCAGGUCCUAAAAGAGCUCGAAGACAAAUUAAGAUUCUUUUCAACUUUUUUGCCUACUACAAAAAUAAAAUGGUUGAACAUGAAACAAGCUUUGAAGAAUUGGAUAAUCGUCAAAGAGAAAUUGAUGAUAUGAUAGAAAAUAAAAGUUUAUCAAUUGCUAAAAUUGGAGCAACUAUCGAUGAAAGAGAGAGUAAGAUUGAAUAUAAACAAAUGCUGCAAAAAGAAAUAGAAAAUCUUCAAAAACAUAUUGAAAAUAACAAUAAAAAAAAACAAGAGCUAGAAAAUCAAGUGGGAGAAAUCAUGACCAGACAUCAAGAUAAACAUAAACAUUUUACUGAUUUGAAAGCCAAAGCUAUCCAGCUUCAUAAAAUAACAGUUGAAUUACAAUCCAAAAUUGUAAAAUCUCCAGAAGAAUAUGCUAGCCGCUCAAGUGAACUAAAAAAAGUUAUAGAAAUGAAAAAAGAAGAACGACAGGAAUUGAAUGACUCUAUUCAAAAAAAGAAAUUACAAAUAAAAAAAAAUGAAAGUGCUCAGGAGUUGGUUAAAGAUCUCAAUGACAAGUUUCAGAUUAAUUCUAAAGACACUUACAAACAACUGAAGGAAGCGACUGAAAACUUGAAAUUAGUGGAGAAAAAAUUGAAUACAUUAAACCAUGACAUUCAAAGAUGGUCAAGUAUUGAAAAACAAAAUUCAACUGAUCAUUCAACAGACAAUGACUAUGAAAGUCAUAAGCAAUUGUUAUUUGAAUUAGAUAAUCAACUUUCUGAUAAAGAGAGAGAGUGUAGUUCUCAAAAAAAAAUGUUAGAGCGUGUGAAGUUGGAGUUGAAUGGAAAGAAAUCAAUUUUAGAACAUGAAUUAUCAAAUAUUAAAGCAACCGAAAAUGAUGGCAUUAAAAAGUUGAGAGAGUUUAAAAAUUAUUUCAGGAAAAAAAUAUUAGAGGAGAUGAAUCUUCGAGAACAAAUUAUGGAAAAAGUAUUUGGUAGUAAUCAUGAAAAAUUAUAGACAGUUUUUAAAGUUAAAAUCAUAGUAAAAUAUUCAAUUUUCAUGGAAAGUUGAAUUCAAAGAGUAUUACUGUAAAUAUGAUAUUGGCUUUGGUGUUAAAAGCUGUUU
Molecule: messenger RNA, 1741 nt
Organism: Trichogramma pretiosum
Lineage: Eukaryota; Metazoa; Arthropoda; Insecta; Hymenoptera; Trichogrammatidae
Product: kinetochore protein Nuf2-A-like
Exons: 9
Coding region: 341-1633 (430 amino acids)
Cellular component (GO): kinetochore; Ndc80 complex
Source: RefSeq, a predicted model, not a curated record